UCAUGUCUGGCCUCGAAGGUGGCAAGAAGAAGCCCCUGAAGCAGCCCAAGAAGCAGGCCAAGGAGAUGGAUGAGGAAGACAAGGCCUUUAAGCAGAAACAGAAAGAGAAGCAGAAGAAACUCGAGGAACUGAAAGCGAAGGCUGAGGGGAAGAGACCCCUCACCACAGGUGGAAUUAAGAAAUCUGGCAAAAAGUAAGCUGUUCCUUGUCCCUGAGAUGAUGGUGACCCUUGAUUCCAUUCCCAUUCAACAUCUGGAUUUCCUGUUGUAACAUUUCUGCCACCUAUAGGUAGAAUGAAGUUUUGUCUAGAACUCUGAACAUUAAGAACAACCUUUAAAAAAAAAUACUACAGUGGC
Messenger RNA from Dipodomys spectabilis (banner-tailed kangaroo rat), 356 nucleotides. Its product is annotated as translation machinery-associated protein 7-like. Bases 3 to 197 code for a protein of 64 amino acids. The transcript has a single exon. The record is from RefSeq and is a predicted model, not a curated record. Lineage: Eukaryota; Metazoa; Chordata; Mammalia; Rodentia; Heteromyidae.